Mercenaria mercenaria is the source of this 6983-nucleotide messenger RNA. RefSeq names its product phosphatidylinositol 3-kinase regulatory subunit alpha-like. The record is from RefSeq and is a predicted model, not a curated record. NCBI's taxonomy places the organism in Eukaryota, Metazoa, Mollusca, Bivalvia, Venerida, Veneridae. Bases 117 to 3215 code for a protein of 1032 amino acids. Gene Ontology annotation, molecular function: protein binding; GTPase activator activity. Gene Ontology annotation, biological process: regulation of GTPase activity; signal transduction. The transcript is spliced from 20 exons.
AUUACACUGUCACCGUAUAUAAAUGGUGAGAUUCAACUUCCUUUAUUAAUGUUUUGUUAAAUUUGAGGAGAUCUCCCCGGUAUUGGUACAGUUAGUUUCAGAAAAUUAUCUUAAAAAUGGUGAGAUCAGUGGAAUCCAAGAUGGCAGAUGUGCAUGUGUAUGAGGCGAGGUACCGCUACAACCCUGUGGAUCAUGGUGAUGAUAGUAAUACAUACAUGCUGGUUGAGCAAGGCGAUAUACUUGAGGUGCUUGGCAGAGAUUUAAUGGGAAUGCAGGCAGAAAACCCACAGGAAUGGUUGAAAGGGUACAAUGUUUCAAGAAAUCUACAGGGUCUCUUCCCAGGUCCUUAUAUGAAGUAUCUAGGGGUGAAAGGUCAUGACGGAGAGGUUAUGGACCCACCACCAGAGUUGCCACCUAUCCCACCAAAAAGCAGAUCAACUUCCUCACAACCACCUUUACAUGAACGACCAGAGGAGUCCAACAACAUAGGAUCAGAUGACUAUGCAGUAUUUGAUGGCCCACCUUUGUCGCAGAUAACUCCAGCACAAACAGCAAAACCAAUCAAAUCUUCACCAGAAGGUCCCCCAGGAGUGCCACACAGACUGAUAGACUGCUUCUUUCUUAGACCGGUCGUAUGCUUCAACUGUAAUGAUUUUAUCUGGGGAACAGGCAAGGUUGGAAAGAAAUGUGAAGCAUGCGGUGCUUGUUGCCAUGAUUGUUGUGUGGAAACUGCAAAAAGCACCUGUCACAGAAUAAGGACAGAAGACAAUGUAACAUCAGACAGAAGUAUUCCACUGGAAGACUGGUCAAUGCAGAAUGUUAUAGACUGGAUGGCUGCCCUCAACCUGUAUAGAUAUGCAGAAUUGUUCCGUGAUAAGGGUAUCACAGGAAGGCAUCUCACACAAAUGGAUGAAAAGAUGCUUAUGGAUCUUGGAAUAAAAGAUGAUUUUCACCAGAAAGCCAUCUUGGUAUGUGUGGAUGAACUGUGUGGCAGAAAUCCUGAUGAGGCACCCUACAACACUGGGCUCCCACCCCCAGGGCAGUUUAUGUCAGACAUGGAAGCAGCAAGUAGCUGCGGUGGAGCGGCUUCAGAGAAUCACAGAUUUGCGGAGUACAAUUUUUCUUCUCUGCAAAGAUGUCACCUGUGCGACAAAUUUCUAUAUGGCUUGAUGAGACAAGGUGUUCAGUGCCGAGAAUGUGGGAUUUGCAGUCACCGCUACUGCUCUUCGACAAAAGGGUCAGAGUGCAGUACGCCAAAACUGGAACGUCAUCGAAGACCAAGUUUCACACAAAAUUCUGUGUUUGGAGCGGAUUUGACAGAUGAGAUGAGUAGAUCACAUGGGGAAGCUCCAACAGUUGUUAUGAAAUGUGUAGAAGAGAUUGAGAAGGCAUGUAGUGAUCAUGAAUCUGAAGCCCUAAGUGUGUACAGAAUAUCAGCAAAGACAGAAGAGAUAAAUGAAAUUAAAGCUGCGUUCAACAAAGUGAGCGACAUUAACCAGCUCAACUUGGACAAUUUCAAUGUGCACUGCGUAGCAGGUGCCCUGAAAAAAUACCUUCGUGAACUACCAAACCCAGUCAUACCGGUAGAAAUGUAUAGCUACUUCAUAGAUGCAGCAAAAAAUAUAACUGAGAAUGCUGAAUUGGUAAAGAGGCUACUGGAAUUGGUUGAACAGAUGCCGCCAUCCCACAAGUCAACAUUACGCUACCUCAUGGGUCAUUUCAUACGUCUUUGGCGUAUACAACAUGAUUCUGGGAUGGAAGACGGACUGGAUAAACUCUCUCAUGUCUUUUGCCACAUCUUGUUGAGACCGCCCUGGGAGAAAAUUAUAGAAAUAGUUGAAAACACCAAAUUACAUAUAGACAUUUUUGAGGAAUUAUUACGUAAUGGAAGCUGGGGUGAAUCUACGCCUCCUUCACCUCCACCUAUACCACCCCGCCCAAAGAUCCAAGAGGAUUUGCACCCCUCAUCGAUAAAACACAACGCUAUGUCUCCACAAGAUCAACUUAAAGAAGCGGAGUGGUACUGGGGCACAAUAUCUCGAGAGGAAGUUAACGAACUUUUACGAGAUAAGCCUGAUGGGACUUUCCUUGUACGUGAUGCAUCAACGCCUGGUGAUUACACAUUAACGCUUAGAAAAGGUGGAGCUAACAAACUUAUUAAAAUAUUUCAAAGGGAUGGAAAAUACGGAUUUGUGGAGCCUUUGACAAGUGACUCUGUUGUGGAUUUAAUUCAAUAUUACAAGCAAUAUUCAUUAGCAAUAUAUAAUCGGACACUAGAUAUAAAAUUAUUGUACCCUGUGUGCCAUAGUCGAGCAGUGGAUAAUGCGCCAUCAGAUGAUAUACAGCAGGAAAAGUCUCGUCUGCGGCAGAUCAACAAAGACUUCCAGACGAAGGAACUUGAGUAUGACUCCCUGUAUGACGAACACUCCAAAACGCAGCUGGAUCUGCAGUUAAAACAUCAGGCUCUCGAUGCUUUCAAGGAAACAAUUGCCGUGUUUGAAGAGCAGAUGGAACUCCAUAAACGUUUCCAUGGAGAGGCCGCUCCACACGAGAUUCAGAGACUGCAUGAGAACUUUGAGUUGCUAAAGGGACGUCUGAUGAGUAUAAUGGAAAAUAAGAGCCAGCUAGAAGUGGAUAUAAAACGGAAAACUCAGCAUAAUAGGGCACUCAUCAGUGAAAUGAACAGCCUUAAACCAGAAAUUAAACGUCUUAGUCGACAAAGAGAUCAACUUAAAAAGUGGUUGUUAGAUAAGAAAGUACCUGCGGCUGAGCUGGACAGUAUCUUAGAGGAAAAGGACACCGAAGGUGUCUCCACAUUUGACGUUACGGUAUCAAUGAUGUUGCCCCACAACAAUAAGGAGACAUGGUAUAUUGACUGUGACAGACAGGACGCAGAGAAAAUGCUUGGUGAUAAACCUGAUGGUACUUUCCUUAUCAGACCGAAACAGGAGGAGGGUGAUGUCUAUGUACUGUCAAUCUCAUGCAAAGGGAGUAUUGGUCAUUGUAAAAUUCUUCACAAAAAGACUGGUUACGGAUUUGCUGACCCAUUUUUUAAACAUCCAUCGCUGAUGCAUUUAGUUCUUCAUUACCAACAAGAAUCUUUAAAGGACCAUAAUCCAACAUUAGAUAUUCGGUUACUGUACCCGGUGAGAGCAACUCAUGACUCACUUUAUAGUCGUGAACCUGUGUAUUUACAUAUGAACCAAAACUGUUAGACGCAGCGACUGAUGGAUAGGAAUUUAUUCAAUUCAAUACACAUCAAAUAUUGCAUAGAUUUUGAUAGGUUCUAGUGCCAAAAUAGUUUGGUGAGUGUAAGGGGAAAGCACACAAAAAGAUAUUGUGAUUUAUUGUUGAUGGACCAUUGUGCCAGUAAAUUGUGAUAAAAUCACACCAUUUUGUAGAAUAACUCUUCAUAGUGGAGGUUUGGAAAAGUCUUUACCUCACAGGAGGAGAGUACAGCAACUAAGGGAAGUUACUCCAUGUUGAACAUGAGAGAUGUACCUUUUUCAUUGCUGAUGCAGAGAGUUCCACAUUAUGUUCAUAGAAUUUAUAUCACCUUUGAUAACUAUCAAAUGUGAUGAAUUGUUCAUCAGAAGUUACAUGCAUGUUGUAAACUCUUGCUUGAAGAAUUUUGGGGAUAUUUGUAUGGAAGAUGACUUUCAUAUCAUUUUUAGAAAAUCAAGUUUUUCUUAAAAUCAUGUAAAUUUUGUAUAAUUACUAUUUAUUUUUAAGUGGCUGAUAAAGUAAUUUGGUGUUCUAGGAAAUCAUGCAUUAAUUUUUAAAACGUGCAUGGUCUGUAUUUAUUAUUCACAGCAGGAAAUUUUCUCAUCAGAUUGUGGUGAAAUCAAAUACCUGGAAUUGAUUGAUGCAUAUUAGUAGUGACUUUUAAGUUUGUUUUUGUAAAGAAACCAAUUUUGGACAUUGUUUCAAGGUUGUUUACACCAUGAAGGUAUAUCUGUUUAGUCUCAAGGUGUUAUAUAUCAUAAGAUGAUCAGUAUAUUUACAAAUACUGACAUCAGGAAAGUUUGGUGCAAACUACCUCGUAUGUUUCCGCUGCUGAUACUGGUGUUGUCCUAUGUAGUGAUAGUUCCAACUUAAAUGGGGUCUCCGUAUGUACAUCAGUUUUUUUAUUCAAAAUUUAAAAAGAACUUCUGUUGAUAAAUCAUUUGUAAAUAUAGAGUAUAAAGAAAGGUAUUGGCAGAAUUUAUUAACAACAACAACAACAAAAAACUUGCGUGAUCUGUUAAAUAUGUGCAAAUGUUAACAAUUACUUUAGUCUGUAAAAAUUCAAUGCCUGAUUAGUGAUAUAUAGAAUCUAGGCCUGUGACUUUUCAUGACUUGGUCUGAUCUGUUUUGACUGCCAGAAUUUCCGUAUACCACCCUAGGGAAGGAUUAUUUCCGAUUUGAUCUUUCACAAAAACCCAGACCUGAGAAUAUCAACACAAAUAAUAUUGGUUUAACAUUUUGAAUAUGUAUGUUUUCUGUACUGCUGGAGGGAUGCCCCUUUAAGAAAAGGUGAUUUUUUUUUCUGGGGAAAAAACAGGUGCUAGUAUUGUUCAUCCUGUUAUCCCCCUUUGAGAACAGACCAUUUACAAAAUUUAAUGGAGGGAUGAAAAUGUGCAGUACUCGGCCAGAAUGUGUUUUGUAAGUUGUAAAUUUAACUUUCAUCCUGUGUAUUUGAACUGAAAUGCAAAAAAACUCUUUGUUUGCAUAAUUUCCAGUUUGGUUGCCAUGGUAGUUAGUUAAAUAUACCAAAAAUAUCUAUGUAUAACACUUAAUAGGGUUAGCAAUGUACAUGUGAACAGUCUUUGUUUAAUGCAAGUGUACCGAGCAGCAUCUCAUUCUGUGUGUUUUAUUUUAUAUUGUUAUUUAUAUUCUGUUAAACAGAACAAAAUAAUGGUAGACAAUGUUUAUGACAUGGUGCAAUUUCUGAAACCGGAAGCCGCUGGCUUAGGCAUAUCUGUUGUAAAAAAAAAAGAGGGCCUAGUAUAUGUGUACUAACAAUUGUGAAAUCUAUGAGCGCCUCAGAAAUGAAUGAGCAUUGUUUGUUUAGUAGAAAAUUCUAUUGCAUUUGUUUCAUCUGAUGAAACCAGUAUACUUGGCACACAGUGUCUCGUAUUUGUGUUAAAAGUCCCAUAGACCCUCACUUAACUUGAUAACAAGGAGAGAAAUACUGCUAAUGAAAGUAAAAUGUGCUAUUAAAGGUUGUUGUGCUAAAAGUAUUCAAAUACUGGAAGAAUUUUUAUGCUUUCCUACUGAUGUGAUGACAGAAGUCAAUUUCGCUACUUGCCAUGUGCUAAUUAAUUACCCAUCAGAUACUACAUAUAACCAUACAUGAACAAGAAUGGAGACAUUCUGAAUUAAUGGCUGUAAGUUUUAUAUGAAACAAAUGGGAACUCUUCAAUCCCCACACAACUUGAUUGACAGUACAUGUCACUGACAUGCUUGAUAAUAUAUUGUUUCCUUUUUAAUGGAGUUAAAUGUGCCCUUUAGUUUCUUUACUUUUCCAUUUCAUUUUCGGUGACCAUUGUGAUCUUUUCAGUGGUAUGAUUGAUAAACAUUAUAUUAUAUCUAAAAAUCUUUUCAUUUGUGUAAUUUUCUUUAUUAUUCAGCAAUAUAAGUUUCUCAAAACUUGUGUAGGAUUUUUUGGGCAUUACUUUUAUACCAUAUAUUAAACUUUUUCUUAAGUUAACUCUGUGUGUAAGAAUAUAUGCAAUAUUAAUUCCUCAGAUCAGCUAAAAAGUACUUUAUAUAUUGGAUUUAUGGCACUAGUACCAGGACCAGCAUAUAGUUGACGUUUUUCAUGUUAUAUUUGUAGUGCAUUGAAGUUAGUAAAUUGACCAGUUAAGGAUACUUGUUGUUGUAUUUUGGUUGUUCUAUUCUUAGAUCAAUGAAUUAAUUAUUGGUGCAUGUUAAUCAGUAUUGUCUCUUUAAUUCGCUAAUUUACUCGAAAAGCUGAAGUGUUGUAAUGCUAAUGAUUUUAUUUUUCCAAACAGUGCAAUUCUACAUAAAAUUUAUGAUGUAAUUAUACUGUGAACUUUUGAACAUGCAAUUAGUUGAAUUUAAUUUAUAUUACAAAUUGGUUACCUUUAAAUAGAUGCCCAUCAUUUACACACCAGUCUUACUCGAGUUCAUGUCUAUUGUUAUUAAUGAGAUGUGAAACCAAAAUUUGUAGUCCUGUUUGGCGCCAUAUAACCUAUACUGUGUUGGUGCGCCAUAAAACCCAAAUAAAUAAAUAUGAUUUUUUUACUGUUUUUUUUUUCUGUAUUAUAACGAUAACUUACAGGUGAUUUAUUAAAAUUGUUAACAAAGCCAGAAUAAUGUGAUUUUAGAGUAAAAAAUGACAGUGAGCAUGUGUUUUACUGUGGUUCUUACUGUAUCUUACUGCAUGAUAACACUUUGUUUGUUGCAUACAAAAAGUGCUGAUAAUAAAGAAGUGGUGAUAAUAAAUGUACUCAUGUUUUAGAUAAAUUGGUAUGUUAGGAAUGAAUAAAUGUGUAGAAAAGUUUGAAAAAGUUAUCUGGAUAUUGACUGCCAUUUGCUUAUGUUAUUUUCGAUUUUUUUCAGUGUAAUUUUAAACGUAACUGGCCAUGAAAGGUUUCAACUAACUGAGAAAGAGUGCUGAUAAUUUGGAUACUUUAAAUAUAUGAUUCAGCUAAUUUGUAGUUUUCUAUUAAAACAGACUGUCAUAGCAUACAUGAAACAGUCAGUAGUUGAAAAGCAUUGAAAGAGACAAUACCAAGAUACUUUUUUAGAUUCUCAAGGUGUAAAUGUGUGUAAAUAUACAAAACAAUUGUGUAUAUAUUGACUGUACACAAAUGGCAUAUAUAACACAGUAGCAUUAGAACAUAUGUGGCUUACAAACAUUGUUUAUUGUGCAUAUAGAUUGUAAAUUAUGUUUCUCUCAUCAUCAUUGUUACUUUUGAACUUGUCUAUUGAUUGAAAAUUUUAUAGGAAAAAAUAAAAAAAUACAUCGAAAUUAA